CCUUGACUUGCUGACCACUUUUGCUUCUCUUGUCAUUGACUCGUCUGUCAUUGCUGAGGCCCAGGGAGACGCUCAGCUUCCCAGCUGAGCAGCUCCAGCUUCCCUAGCUCCGCAUCUGAACAUAUUGGAGCAGCUUUACAGCCUCCUGCUCCGUUCAAUUUCAGUACUCUUGGCUUCUGCGAUUGCAGCACAAGUUGGACGUGUUGAUUCUUGCAGAAAGUGCACUCAACACCAACAAGGUUCUUUCUAUGCGAGCAAUGGCAUGGCUCUAGCCGCUAGCUGUCACAUUGCACUUCGAAACUUCUCCAAGCUUCCUUCUCGGAACCACAAGACCACAUUCUGGGCCUUGCAUUCAUCAACUGCACAAUCGCCUGUUGCACCACUGCAAUCGCUGCGCUCAACUUUUCUCCAGCCAAUAGUGAGAUCCAGAGGCAUCCGGCCCCUCACAUUUGUCCAUACAACGCCUGUUUUCAAAAGGGAAUUGCACCAGACUUCUGCUGCAAUGGCGGAGGCCGAAGCAGGGCCCUCUCGUGGGGCAUUCAUCGUUUUGGAGGGCUUGGACCGAAGCGGGAAGAGUACCCAGGUGCAAAAAUUGGUAGAGUAUCUGAAAAGUAGAGGCGUCGAAGCGGAGGCCUGGAGGUUCCCUGACCGGACGACUGCGAUGGGCAAGAUGAUUGCGUCAUACUUGGACAGCAAGAGCGAGCUCGACGAUUGCGCGGUGCACCUGCUCUUCUCUGCCAACAGAUGGGAGAAACGGUCCUUAAUGGAGGCAAAGCUUCGAGAAGGCACCACGCUCAUCGUGGACCGAUACUCCUACUCUGGUGUUGCUUUCACGGCUGCCAAGGGCCUGCCCUUCGACUGGUGUAAAGCUCCUGAGGUCGGCCUCCCGGCGCCGGACGCAGUCCUGUACCUGCAAAUACCCCCGGAAGCCGCGCUGGAGCGUGGCGGGUACGGAGAGGAGCGGUACGAGAAGCUAGACUUCCAGCGGGUCGUGGCGUCCAAGUACGAGCAGCUGCGAGAUGCCACGUGGCAGGACAUCGAUGCGCGAAAGGGUCCAGACGAAGUGCAAGCUGUGCUUCGGCCCAUCGUUGACAGGAUGGUCCAAACAUGUAAACAAGGGAGGCCUUUAAGCCGGCUUUGGCCGUGACCCCAUGACAAAGUUCAUUUCUUUCUUCGCC
This is a messenger RNA of Klebsormidium nitens, 1178 nucleotides long. The record is from the annotation of a GenBank genome assembly. Lineage: Eukaryota; Viridiplantae; Streptophyta; Klebsormidiophyceae; Klebsormidiales; Klebsormidiaceae.